Saccostrea echinata is the source of this 695-nucleotide messenger RNA. RefSeq lists its product as uncharacterized. Bases 12 to 365 code for a protein of 117 amino acids. The record is from RefSeq and is a predicted model, not a curated record. Lineage: Eukaryota; Metazoa; Mollusca; Bivalvia; Ostreida; Ostreidae. The transcript has 4 exons.
UGAAAAGAAUCAUGGCCGUCUUGAGUUUAAUUUUCGGAAUAUACACAUCGUGUUUUCUAUUUGGUUUCACAGAAUGCAGCCAUGAUAAAUACUGCUACUACUCCAUUGCUUACUUAUAUUAUUGUGAAGACAAAUGCGAAAAUGAGCUGGAGACUGGAGCUCUGAUAGGAAGUAUCUUCGGGGGAAUUUUCGGACUUGCCAUAAUCAUUGGAAUAACUAUUUGCGUCUCGAUCAAUAUCUACAACAAACGGAAGACGAAUGUCCAACCCCACAAUGGAGCCAUUAUUUACCAUUCUCACACUCUCCCCCACCCACAAGGAACCGUCCACCACAGCAUUGCAACCCAACAAACCUUUAGAUAUUGAUGUUCGGCAAAGGAUAGCACCAGCAAAUAUGAAUCUAUCAAGGAAAGAAUCAAGUCUUUUUUGUCAUACAGAACAGUCUUCUUCCAUUUGAGUUAACAUUGUACUUAAUUACUACCAUAGAGAAAUAAAGAACAAAAGACAUUUUUCAAUAGCAAGUUAGAAUUUACUAACUAUAGAUAAAAUACUUUGACAGAAAUGAUGCUAAAUUCAUUGCUAAAUUGUGAGUUAUAUAUGUUUGUGUCUUAUAAAUGUGUACAAUCUUACAUAAAUAAUUAUAGCAAGAAAAAUAUUCAAAAUCUUUUGAUUUGCAGCUUGUUUUGUCUUUUAAGU